CCACGAUUCACGAACAAGUAAAACGUAAACAAUGGGAAAUAAUAGACUGCAAUAUCAAUUACUUCAUAAAAAUUCCGUACAAUGGAAAUCUAUAAACACAAAAAUGGGAUUAUGUAAUAUUUCGCGUGGUAAAGCAAAAGUUUUACAACAAAAACAAUUAUCACAGGAAACAUUUCGUAACCUUACUCCUAGUAGGAGAAGUGAAAGAAUUAAAAGUGGUCGUAUUGUUAAACCAAAGAUUUGUAAAAUUAAAAAACCUAAAAUAGCACCUGAUAAUAAAUCUACGACGAGUGUUGAACAAGUUUAUCGUCAGAAAUUCGAAUAUGUAAACCAACUCAAUAAUGAGAUAAAAGCUGAAACACAAUUAAAUACUAACAAGAAUGAUAAUAAUAAUAAACUUUCUCGGACAAAUGAAAAUAAAAGAAAAGAAGUAACUCUACCUAGGUCUGUACCAACUUUAUUGGUUGAUUUGAGAAAACCUUUAAAUAAAUGGGAUAUUGGAAGUAAUCCUCUUAGACAAGAAUUUAAUUCGGAGAUAAAUUCUGCUUUUAAAUCGAUGCGGAAUAUUAUAGAUGAAAUCGAAUAAUAAUAUAAAGUACCCUAUAAAAUUAUGCUGA
Rhizophagus irregularis DAOM 181602=DAOM 197198 is the source of this 617-nucleotide messenger RNA. RefSeq lists its product as uncharacterized. The record is from RefSeq and is a predicted model, not a curated record. NCBI's taxonomy places the organism in Eukaryota, Fungi, Glomeromycota, Glomeromycetes, Glomerales, Glomeraceae.